This is a messenger RNA of Saitoella complicata NRRL Y-17804, 1050 nucleotides long. Its product is annotated as alcohol dehydrogenase. Bases 1 to 1050 code for a protein of 349 amino acids. Gene Ontology annotation, molecular function: zinc ion binding; oxidoreductase activity. The transcript has a single exon. Lineage: Eukaryota; Fungi; Ascomycota; Saitoellomycetes; Saitoellales; Saitoellaceae. The record is from RefSeq and is a predicted model, not a curated record.
AUGUCCGCUCCUCAGCUUCCCAAGACCAUGAAGGCUCUCCAGUACGACAAGCCCGAGUCGUUUGCUGUUGUCGAGUUGCCUCUCCCCGAACUCCGCCCCACCGACGUCCUCAUCAAGGUUGCCGCCUGCGGUGUCUGCGGAACCGACCUCCACAUCCACGAAGGCGAAUUCCUCGCAAAGUUCCCCCUCGUCCCCGGCCACGAAUGUGUCGGCACCGUCGCCGCCAUCGGCCCCAAGGUCACCCAAUUCUCCAUCGGAGACCGUGUCGUCGCCGAUAACUCCGAGUUGUGCGAGAGCUGUUUCUACUGCCGUAGAGGCCAGCCGUUGCUUUGUGAGAAUUUCGAGGCACACGGCGUCACCAUGAACGGAGCAUUCGCGGAAUACUGCGCUUACCCGCAACAAAAAGUGUUCAAGAUCAAGAACCUCUCGAACGUCGACGCUACCCUCCUCGAGCCCGCUUCGUGCGCCGCACACGGGUUGGAGAAGAUCGCGCCCAAACUCGGUUCCUCCGUCCUCAUGAUCGGCGCUGGACCCACCGGUCUCGUUCUUUCCCAACUCCUGAAGCAGAAUGGAGGAUGUAACGUCGUUCUUGCCGCCCCCGCCGGAAACAAGAUGGAGCUCGCGAAAAAGCUCGAUGCUGCUGAUGUCUACAUCCCCCUCUCCCGCGACGACGCUUCCGCCCAAUGGGACCAAAUCAAGAAAGACCACCCCUACGGAUUCGACAUCGUCGUCGAAGCCACCGGAUCCGCGGCCAUUCUCGAGUCCUCCAUCAACUACGUCCGCCGUGGUGGUAAGCUCGUCGUAUACGGUGUCUACUCCAACGCUGCCCGCGUCUCUUGGCCCCCGUCCAAGAUCUUUGGUGAUGAGAUUACCAUUUUGGGAUCUUUCUCCGAGACAUACUGUUUCCCUGCUGCUAUCGACUACUUGGAUUCGGGUAAGGUUAGGGUUGAGGGUAUCGUGAACAAGCAGUUCAAGAUUGAGCAGUGGCAGGAGUGUUUGGAUUCGAUGAAGAACAAGUCUGCCAUUAAGGCUGCUAUUGUGUUCGAGUAA